Messenger RNA from Oncorhynchus masou masou (cherry salmon), 6004 nucleotides. Its product is annotated as zinc finger protein 883-like. NCBI's taxonomy places the organism in Eukaryota, Metazoa, Chordata, Actinopteri, Salmoniformes, Salmonidae. Bases 225 to 2237 code for a protein of 670 amino acids. The transcript has 5 exons. The record is from RefSeq and is a predicted model, not a curated record.
CGCGCAUCGUUCUUCACAAUAAAGGAAACGGCAGAAUUGUGCAGCCGAGACGACAACUUCUGUGUCCGUUUCAAAUGUAUUACUACUGAUUAAGUCUGAGGCCUGUAACAUCAACAGUGAAGACAAACCCAGCCUGCCGCUCUCCUUCCACACUGAGUCCAAACCUACAGUCACUGGGUCCUGAUUGUGACAGUGGAGCCCAGUUUGCACUGCAGGAUCCAGAGAUGGCAUCAGUGAAGCAGGAAGACUGCAGUCAAACACUGGAGCUGAAUGUCAACAUUAAAGAUGAAGAAGAGGAGGAGAAGAUUGGGAAAUCUGUUUCUCAUGGUAUGAGGCCGGUAACAUCAACAGUGAGGACAAACCCAGCCUGCCUCUCUCCUUCCACACUGAGUCCAAACCUACAGUCACUGGGUCCUGAUUGUGACAGUGGAGCCCAGUUUGUUCUGCAGGAUCCAGAGAUGGCAUCAGUGAAGCUGGAAGACUGCAGUCAAACACUGGAGCUGAAUGUCAACAUUAAAGAUGAAGAAGAGGAGGAGAAGAUUGGGACAUCUGUUAGUCAUGGACGACUAGAAUUAAGUCUGAGGCCGGUAACAUCAACAGUGACAACAAACCAAGCCUGCCUCUCUCCUUCCACACUGAGUCCAAACCUACAGUCACUGGGUCCUAAUUGUGACAAUGGAGCCCAGUUUACACUGCAGGAUCCAGAUAUGGCAUCAGUGAAGCUGGAAGACUGCAGUCAUACACUGGAGCUGAAUGUAAACAUUAAAGAUGAAGAAGAAGAAGAGGAGAAGAUUGGGAAAUCUGUUUCUCAUGGAGACCAUGUUGAGACAUUCUCUACAUCCAGAGAGCAACAGCAGGAAGGUCACAGAGCUAAGAGGUCUCACCACUGCCCACAUUGUGAGGAGAUUUUCCCAUUUCUAUCAAAGCUAAAAACACACCUACAAAUACACACUGGAGAGAAUCCCUAUUCCUGUACUGACUGUGGAGAAUGCUUCACAACAUCAGCUCAUCUAGAAGUUCAUCAGAGAACGCACACAGGAGAGAAGCAUUACUUCUGCUCUGACUGUGGAAAGAGUUUCUCUCUACUGGGCAACUUAAAAACACAUGAACGUAUACAUACAGGAGUAAAGCCUUACUCCUGCUCUGACUGUGGACAGAGUUUCUCUCGACUGGGCCACUUAAAAACACAUGAACGCAGACAUAUUGGUGUAAAACCUUACUGCUGCUCUGACUGUGUAAAAUGCUUCACAACAUCAGCUGAGCUAACAGAUCAUCAGAGAACACACACAGGAGAGAAGCCUUACUCCUGCUCUGACUGUGGAAAUAGUUUCUCUCAACUUUCCCACUUAAAAACACAUGAACGUAUACAUACAGGAUUGAAGCCUUACUCCUGCUCUGACUGUGGAAAGAGUUUCUCUCAAAUGGGCCACUUAAAAAGACAUGAACGUAGACAUUUUGGAGUGAAGCCUUACUCCUGCUCUGACUGUGUAAAAUGCUUCACAACAUCAGCUGAGCUAAAAGAUCAUCAGAGAACACACACAGGAGAGAAGCCUUUCUUCUGCUCUGACUGUGGAAAUAGUUUCUCUCAACUUUCCCACUUAAAAACACAUGAACGUAUACACACAGGAGAGAAGCCUUACUCCUGCUCUGACUGUGGAAAGAGUUUCUAUCAAAUGGGCAACUUAAAAAGACAUGAACGUAUACAUACAGGAGUGAAGCCUUACUCCUGCUCUGACUGUGGAAAGAGUUUCUCUCUGCCAGGCACCUUAAAAACACAUGAACGUAUACAUACAGGAGUGAAGCCUUACUCCUGCUCUGACUGUGUAAAAUGCUUCACAACAUCAGCUGAGCUAAAAGUUCAUCAGAGAACACACACGGGAGAGAAGCCUUACUCCUGCUCUGACUGUGGAAAGAGUUUCUCUCGACUGGGCCACUUAAAAAGACAUGAACGUAGACAUAUUGGAGUAAAGCCUUACUGCUGCUCUGACUGUGUAAAAUGCUUCACAACAUCAGCUGAGCUAAAAGUUCAUCAGAGAACACAUACAGGAGAGAAGCCUUACUCCUGUACUGACUGUGUAAAGAGGUUCUCUCGACUGAGCCACUUAAAAAGACAUGAACGUAUACAUACAGGAGAGAAGCCUUACUCCUGCUCAGACUAUGGAAAGAGGUUCUCUCUACUGGGCAUCUUAAAAAGCCACCAAGGUAAACAAAGGAGAGAAGCCUUGCCACUGAUCUGACUGUAGAGAACACACAAAGAACUGAACCUUACUUCUUCCUUGAGGUUUUUAAGCUAACUAAACGGCACAAUUGUGUGGUUUUUUUAAAUAUUACUAUAUUACUUAUAGCCAGGGGCACACUCCAACACCAUUUACAAACAAAGCAUUUGUGUUUUGUGAGUCCACCAGAUCAGAGGCAGUAGGGAGGACCAGGGAUGUUAUAAGUACGUGAAUUGGACCAUGUUCUGUCAUGCUAAUCAUAAAAGAAAUGUAAUGAGUACUUUUGGGUGUCAGGGAAAAUGUUUGGAGUAAAAAGUACAUUAUUUACUUCAGGAAUGUGCGAAAUAAAAGUAAAAGUUGUACAAAAUAUUAAUAGCCAAGUAUAGAUACACCCCAAAAAAGUACUUUACACCACUGCAUGCAUCCAUGCCGUGUGUCAGCAUUACAGGCUGGUGGUGUGAUGGUUGGGGUGUGUUUUCAGGGCACACAUUGGGUCCCUUGAUAAAAGAUUAGCAAUGUUUGAAUGCCACAGGAUAUCUAAAUAAUUACUGCCAAUCAGGUGCCUCCCUUCACGGCAGCAGUGUAUCCAUCUGCAUGUUGUUUCCUUCAGCAGCAUUAUGCCCCAAGGCUUGUCCAGGAAUGGUUCCAAUAACAUUACACUGACUUCACUGUAAUUGUGCAUCUGUGGGAGGAGAUGGAACGAGCUAUUCAGAGUAGAUACACUCCCAGCCAACAUGACACAAUUGUAGGAAGCAUUAGAGUCAACAUGGACCAGCUUCCCUGUGAAACACUCUCAACACCUUGGACAGUCCAUGUCCUGACGAUUUGAGGAUGUUCUGAGGAUGAAGGGGGGUGCAACUCUAUUAGGAAAGUGUUCCUGAUGUUUUGUACUCUCAGUGUAUAUCAGAUAAAGAUGGUCUGAUGAUCAGUUUUCAGCUUUAGUUUGGGUGGAUUAUUUUAUAUUACUAAACAACUUUGUUUAAUGAUAAACAAGCUAUGAAUCGACUACUUGUGGUUUAUGAAAUUGUAUCUUAAUACAAGAUUCAUUAUUUUAGUCAUUGAUGAUGAAUGUAUUUGAAUAGCUGUAUUGAAGUUGAUUGAUAUGGCGGCAGGUAGCCUAGUGGUUAAUUAAGAGUGUUGGGCCAGUAACUGAAAGGUCGCUGGUUUGAAUCCCGAGCCUAUACUAGGUGAAAAAUCUGUCAUUGUGCCCUUAACUAUUAUUUGUCCUGUAUUUGUCCUGUAAGUCUCUGGAUAAAAACAUCUGCUAAAUUACAAGAAUUUAAUGAAAAAUAAUGUUUGUACAUGAAUUCAUGCUGGGCAGCCACUUUUUUUCUCAUGUGUAUAAUUAAAUAAACUGUGUGAAGUGAAAUACUGUAUAUACAAUACACAACAUUACCACUUUGUUUACCCUGGCCAGAGGGACAGGACCAUAGUAAGCUAGACUAUGUAACUGCUGUUGUUAGUAGCCUACAGUUUCCAUGCAAUACAGCAUGUCAGAUCACUAAUGAUUAGGUGUAUAGGCUGCUACAUUUAUGCAAGAGUUUUUGCUUGUGUCUGUCGGGAGUGAUGUAUUAUCAGGCUUGCUAAAUAACUAAUGGAGGGAAGUGGAGAGCGCGUCUUGAGCUUUGUGCCCGGCCCGUCCGACAUGGUCAAGAGACGCAGAGAACCUGCAGCAGCCCUCCGAUGUGAAGAACAGCCCAUACUAAAAUGUAAGAUUGUAGUACAUUGAGAAAAACAAUACCAUGGUACUGUCAUGACACUGUAGUGACUAAAACAAUAAAUGAUAGUAGAUGUAUGUACUAUCAUGUUUUUAGUUUUGGUAUUUGCACCAGUUUUUUUCCUGCAAUGGCAGUGACCAAAAACUAUGUUUUCCAUUGUACGAGGCCCAGGAACAUAGAUGAAACUGCCAGAUGUGUCAUAAUAGCCUGGAAGUAAAGCUGCACUGGGACACAUUUGAAAUGGAAUACAUUGAAAACAUUCAGCAGGGUGGAACAAUCACAGUAAAACAUGAUUUAAAUGUAUUGUUGGAAGGGCUGUGGUCACUAUUCAUGUAAUACAUUAAAUAUAUACAUCAGAUGGUAUUGGGGAACUAUUUCAUAGGGUUUUCAUAGGUACAUUAAUCACCCAUUUCAAUCUUAUACCAACCAACCAUAUGCUUGGUGUGACUGUUAUGGUCAGAGCAGACCAUCUGAUAUGCCCUUAAAUAUUAUAAUAUGCAACCUGGAAUUAAAAUGUAAGAGGACCAGUGCUUCUACAGUGAAUCACAUCUGUGCUGUUUGAGAGAGAUGUUGUUAGACUACAUUGUAUCGUUGUUUCCUCUUCUGAGGGCACUGGUGAGGAACAAUAUAAUUUCAAUUCACAUAGACAAUGAGUCCUUCACGUUUGCACGAUAUCCACACGUUUGAAUUAUCUGUAUUGUGAUGAUGGGGGAAAUUGAAUAUACAAUCCCAAUUAUGUCAGCAGUGAAGUUCUGAAGAUGGAGGACUUUCAGUACAGCAGUGUUCCCCAAUCCUGGUCCCAAGGGGUGUACAUGUGUGUUUUUGCCCUCGCACUCUCAUACCUUAUUCAAUUCAAAGGCUUGAGUUGUUUAGUUGAAUCCAGUGUGUGAGUGUUAGGGGCAAAAACAAAAAGGCUCACCUCUAUGGAUCCCCAGGACCAGGAUUGGGAAACACUGCAGUACACAGCAAAAGGUGUGAUGAUUCAAAAUAUAUCUAUUUUACAGUUUGAAGUCCUGUAUGUAAAAUUACUUGGUUUGUAUUCAGGGGACUAGGUAUGUAUCCAAGUGUGUGCUCAAGAUUUGUGGUGUUUACUCAGGAGAUUAAUCUCUGAUUUUGGCAGCGCCAUUCUUACACCUUCGCAGCAUUGCAUUGUGGUUCUUCAAUGUUUUCCUGCCGCUGUUCAAACGGAUAAAACAUUUGUGGAUCUUUAGAAAAAUGUCUCCUGUUUCUGCUGUUUCCAUCACAUUGCAAUGAUUGUUUUUGAAAAAUGUUUUUUUUUCUAGAGCUGGGUCAAUGGAGACCUGUCCAGUGAUGUCAUCUCUAGAUCCUGCAGUGCAACAAGUCUCCACUGUCAAUCAGGACCUAGUGACUGUAGGUUUAGAAUCUGUUUGGAAGGCAGUGUGAAAGGAGAGAGGCAGGCUGGGUUUGUUCUCACUGUCAAUUCUGUCUGAGAUCAACCUCCUCCCUUAUGCAGCCCCCCCCCCUCAUUGUUACUGUGUGUAUGAUCACAUUUUGAAAAAUGGCUUUCUAAAAUGCUGUGGUGCUUCCUAACACACUAGGAAAGGUUGUGGUAGAGGUGGGCCAUCACAGGAGAGUUCACAGCUCUUUCCCUCUAAACAUUCAUAUCAAUGACUCACCCUCAAAUGGACCAUCAAUUCCAGAGUUCUCCAAUACUAUUUACAUAAUCAACUAAGCAUUUUAACGGUCUGACCCUCUAUAUAGUCUUGGGUAUAUAUUGAGCUCUAACACAGGGGUGUGGAAAAGGUCUGUUGAAUUGAAUACUGUAGUGAUGUGAGAAAGGAAACACAAGCUUCCUCUCUGGUUCCAUUCCCCCAAUAGUAACUGGGUCAUUAUUGGAUCGUGGUGGUAAUGCUGUCCCUGGACGUUGGCACCAUGAAAAGACUAAUAACGCAUUACAAUACUAUGCUGACAUAUGGGAUGGUUUUAAGAAGGUCGCACCAUGGAUUGUUUAGAUCAUUCAUUUUGUAUUUCAGGACAUUAGGUAUAAACAUGAUUAAAAAUGAUUUGAUAAAAUACAGAAUUUGGCCUUUACUACUAUAUAUAUCCCAU